This is a messenger RNA of Herpailurus yagouaroundi (jaguarundi), 6944 nucleotides long. RefSeq names its product protein phosphatase 3 catalytic subunit gamma (gene PPP3CC). The transcript is spliced from 16 exons. The record is from RefSeq and is a predicted model, not a curated record. The coding region runs from base 234 to 1826 and encodes 530 amino acids. Gene Ontology annotation, biological process: calcineurin-mediated signaling. NCBI's taxonomy places the organism in Eukaryota, Metazoa, Chordata, Mammalia, Carnivora, Felidae. Gene Ontology annotation, molecular function: calmodulin-dependent protein phosphatase activity.
GUGUGCUCGGGACUCGGCGCCUCAGGAGGGAGCGGCCAGUGGGCUAGCAUCUUGUCACUGGGGUUCUGAGGCCAGGCUGCCGCGGCCACCUCUUUCUGGUGCCUGAGCCUCCCGGAGGGGCCGGGGCCGGGUCACGGCGGGCUGACUGGUCCCGGGGAGCUGAGACUGCUGGACCCGAAGGCGGAGGUGCACGUCCGGCGGUCGCCUGGCGCCGGGAGGAGGCUGAGGGGACCAUGUCUGGGAGGAACUUCCACCUCUCCACCACCGAACGCGUCAUCAAAGCUGUCCCCUUUCCUCCAACCCAACGGCUUACUUUGAAGGAAGUAUUUGAGAAUGGGAAACCUAAAAUUGAUGUCUUAAGAAACCAUUUGGUGAAGGAAGGGCGACUGGAAGAGGAAGUAGCCUUAAAGAUAAUCAAUGAUGGGGCUGCUAUCCUGAGACAAGAGAAGACUAUGAUAGAACUAGAUUCUCCAAUCACAGUGUGUGGUGACAUUCAUGGACAAUUCUUUGACUUGAUGAAGUUGUUCGAAGUUGGAGGAUCACCUACUAACACACGCUACCUCUUUCUGGGUGACUAUGUGGACAGAGGCUAUUUCAGUAUAGAGUGUGUGCUGUUUUUGUGGAGUUUAAAGAUUAAUCAUCCCAAAACAGUGUUUCUGCUUCGAGGAAAUCAUGAGUGCAGGCAUCUUACAGAAUAUUUCACCUUCAAACAGGAAUGUCGAAUCAAAUAUUCUGAACAGGUGUAUGAUGCGUGUAUGGAGACAUUUGACUGUCUUCCUCUUGCUGCCCUCUUAAACCAGCAGUUUCUGUGUGUACAUGGAGGGAUGUCGCCUGAAAUUACUAGUUUAGAUGACAUUAGGAAAUUAGACAGGUUUAAAGAACCUCCAGCCUUUGGGCCAGUGUGUGACCUGCUUUGGUCUGAUCCCUCAGAGGAUUAUGGCAGUGAAAAGACCUUGGAGCACUAUACCCACAACACUGUCCGAGGGUGCUCUUAUUUUUACAGUUACCCUGCAGUUUGUGAAUUUUUGCAGAACAAUAAUUUGUUAUCAAUAAUCAGAGCCCAUGAAGCCCAAGAUGCUGGGUAUCGAAUGUACAGGAAGAGCCAAACAACAGGCUUUCCAUCACUCAUUACAAUUUUCUCUGCCCCCAAUUACCUAGAUGUCUAUAACAAUAAAGCUGCUGUGUUAAAAUAUGAAAACAAUGUCAUGAAUAUCAGGCAGUUUAACUGUUCUCCACACCCCUACUGGCUUCCAAACUUUAUGGAUGUUUUCACAUGGUCUUUGCCUUUUGUUGGGGAAAAAGUCACAGAGAUGCUGGUUAACGUUCUCAACAUAUGCUCUGAUGAUGAAUUGAUUUCCGAAGAUGAAAUUGAAGAUCACUACAUUUCAAGCUAUCGGAAAGGAGGCACUACAGUUCGAAAGGAGAUCAUCAAGAAUAAAAUCAGAGCCAUUGGGAAGAUGGCACGGGUCUUUUCAAUUCUGCGGGAAGAGAGUGAGAGUGUGCUGACUCUCAAGGGCCUGACGCCUACAGGGACACUCCCUCUAGGUGUCCUCUCAGGAGGAAAGCAGACUAUUGAGACAGCCACAGUAGAAGCGGUAGAGGCCCGGGAAGCCAUCAGAGGGUUUUCGCUUCAGCACAGGAUCCGGAGUUUUGAAGAAGCCCGAGGACUGGACCGAAUUAACGAACGGAUGCCACCCCGAAAAGACAGCCAGUACCCUGACGGGCCAGUGAGACUGCCGGCACAGCCCAGCGCUGCGCACAGGAGCGACAGGGGGAGAAGAGCCAACAAUGACACAGAGCCCUGCUGUGGCACAGGGUACUGUUGAAGAAGAUGGCUGGGAUUUCACUGGCUAAAACUACUCUUCUCAUGGAAAACUUGAUUAUAGUCAAACUUCUCAGUAAAUAACCCAAACCCAGUGAUUUUGAGGGCCAAGGAGAAUGUUUUCCAUAUAACCUACUUUCUUCUGGACUCUCAAUUCCUUUUAAUAUGUUCUAGUAAGACAAAAUAAAAAGCAAUGAGAGAUUUUCUUAGAAUUAUUCAAAACCUGUUCUUCCAACCAUGGGCAUGGUUGGUUCAAACUUCCCUUAGAAUUUUGGAGGUUUCUUAUCCCAGAUCCUUUUGCUUUCAUUUUUGAAGCCCCGGUAAUUUACCCAACUGCAAAGGAAGCUACAUUUCUAAGUAUUUUAUAAAUGUCCUCCGUAGAACUUUCAAAAAUAAGAGGUAUUUGUGUCCUUCUGUGCAAUUGUAUCAGCUAUUGAGUCUGUUCUCCCCAUUGUCCUUAUAUUCCUGUGUCAGCAUUUUAAAAACCAACUGGGGUAAAGGAAACUGACUAGGGUAGAAUGAUCCCCUUAUGAAUUGGGAGUCUUGCUAAAGGACAUUGGACAAGUGAGGAUUUCCUAUUUUCUGUAUCGGUUACUGGGAUGUUUCUCCACCUUACACACUCAUUAGGUUGAACUGUAUGUCAGUCUCCAUCAACAAAAACAAGUGUUCAGAUACAGUGUUUGAAUAGUCUUUUCAACAACCAGUGAGUGAAAGAAAUUUUGGUGAUCCUUGGGCUCCCAUUUUUGGUUUAGCCUGGUGACAGGUACCAUGUUGUAAUGCUCAUUUGUCGGCUUUGCAGUGAAUGUCUGUGUCUGGGCAAUACUACACCAAAGUGCAUAUUUACACAGCUCUUAAUAUCAUUUGGCAUGUAGGAGUCCAGCAUUGAAACAAGCAUCUCAGACAGUAGUAUUUGAUGUUGUAAGCUUAAAGGACACCAGAAACCUUUUUCAAAGAAAAACCCACAAUUUCACUAGAAGAAUGAGGAUUUAGCCCAUCUAUCUAUGUUUCUGUAUACCUUUUGCUAAUAACAGUUCCCAAUUUAUGAGAGAGAAAGCAUGUUGGGGCUUGGGAUCUGGUGGCAUGGAUUACUCUGUUAAUAAAAAAAAGAUAGGAAGGAUAUGGGGGAAGGAGAUAAAAGACCUCUUACUAGGUUGUGAGUAAAACCUGUGAAAGGAGGGAGACAAAGUCUUGAAUAGUUUCCUUUACCGAUCGUCAUUUCUUUAUAUUCAAAGAGGGAAUUCAUCAUCUGCAUAGCCUCGUACUCCUCCCUCCCCGAGUCCCACUCUAGAAGGGACACUGUUUUGGAAAUCUCACCUAAUAAGAAGGUCAGUCCACAUGACAGUUGAUGGAUGGAAUCCCUUACCCCUUUCUCCUUUUCUUCUAGCUGAGGCUAUUGUUAUACAUAUAUAAUCCACAGGUAGAAACCACUCUUAAGGGCUUCAGUCAGCAAGUAAGUAGUGAAAUAGUUACUACAAAUCCUUACAAGCAAAAGAUACUGUACUAGUUAAAAGGAUGAUUAUUGAGAAAUGUCUUCAUUAUCUUCUCAAAAACAAGCUUUACAGUAAAGCAAGUUUCCUUGAUAGAGGAUGGCAAAAGACCUAUACAUACAGAGAACAAACUGAGGGUUGCCAGAGGGCACGGCGGGGGAGGGGGUGCAAAAUGGGUGAGGGGGAGAUACAGGCCUCCAGUUAUAGAAUGAGUAAAUCAUGAGAAUAGAAGGCACAACAUAAAGAAUACCAUCAGUGAUACUAUAAUAACGAUGUAACAGGACACAUGGUAGCUACAGUUGUGGUAAACAUAACAUAAUGUAUCAACUUGACAAAUCACUGAGUUGUACACCUGAGAUGUAACGUGUAUCGACUAUACUUAAGAGAAAAAGAAAAAAAAAAAAAGAUGGGGCGGGGGGGAGGAUGUAUUUUACAGGUACCCUGGGAGCUGUUGAGGGAUCAGCCAGAGGGGGUAAGAAGUCAUGAUUCAAGAAAAUCAGAGUGAGUUGAAAAUAAAGCAACAAGGAAGUUAGGUUUAAAAAUUCAAAUUUUGUUGAAUUCUAAAGAUAAAGGUAUUUCUUAUGUUCUGUAGAAAGCUGGGGUGUGUGUUUCAGCAGUUGAGAAAGUUGUGUGGUAAACGUGUCUCUGUGUAAUACACACAGCUUCUGAAAGUGAGACUGUCAGUCUAUACUUUAUAUGUAUUUACACCUGUGACUCAAGAUGGUUUAGAAGGCAUGUGCCUUGGGGAAGUAUAUAUAUAUAUGGAUAUAUAUAUUGUGGUAACAGGACUUGUUCUUCACUUUAGACUUCGUUGGAGGGUUUUAACAUAUUUUCGAAUGUUUUCAUCUAAACAGUAGCUCCCAAGAUGGCUGGCUGCCUGUUCUGGGUUUGCCUAAGGCCAUCAUUUCAAACAAACAUUUUCACUGCUGUCAGAGCUCUGCAGUAUUCCCAUUUUCAAAGCCUCUUCUAUUACAGUAAAUCAUACCCCUGCGGGUUCUAAAGAUACUAAAAAUACUUUUCUCUUGUUCUCUUUUACUUUAAGGUCCUCAGGGACCUUAUUUUCUUCAACUUCUUUUAUCUGGGGAAAAAAAACAACACUUCUUACAUCAGUUCCCUAGACAUGUUGGAGGACUCUUUUAUAUACUUUACUGAAAUAUCAUUUUAAAAAUGACACUUCCCAAGGACCAGUUUUUCCAUUUGUGUUUACGUCUGCAUCAUAAGAAAUUUCAAAUCGAUCAGGUGACCGUUUUUUUUAAAUAAAAAUUUAAAAACUCAUCUAACACAAGUUUAGAACAUACAUCCUUUUUAAAUCUCUGUGUUCUGAAUAUUUAAGAGCAACCCCCCCCCAUAAGCCAAGGGGUGUGUGUGUUUAAAGGAAUACUAAAACAAACGCCGCCUCAGUUUCUUUUAAAACCUCAAGGCAAACACGUGGUUAUGGGUCUGACAUUGCUGGUCUGCUGGCCUUUUGUGACUAGAUAUUGACCAGUAGAGUGAAAAUUGCUUGUCACUCUCUGAGGGGCUUGAUCUGGCUUCUUGCCUAGAGAUAGAAAAUCAGGCCCUCCAGGAACAUUGGUAAAUUUUAUCUACAUUUAUAUUGCCUUUUCUGUUUCUACACAACAGUUGCGGUUCAAUGAAACAAGUUCCUGUCAAUAACAAAGAGUUGAUUUCUUAUCCUAAUAACUUAGGUAUGACUUCCUGAUACUGUUCAAAAUAGGAAAAGAAAAAUCCUUUUAUUUGUUUUGUCAACAGAAUAUUAUUAUUUAAUAUUAUUAAGGAGCAAGGGUGGGAGUUUUUAAAACUAGGUAACUUUGGGGCCCUUUCAGCCUUGUCAUUGUCUCACAGAUCCUCUUCUAAGUAAUUUUAAAACAAAGUUUGAAGCAGCUGCCCUUUGUAAGAACAUUACAAACCAUGCUUACAUGACACACAGCUGGGCUUACUGCUCAUGGUCAUUACUCGCGGGUCUUCUCCAGCCUCUCUGAAGGAGCAAGGCUAAAAUCACUUCCCUCCACCCUCCUUUGUUUUAUGUACAUAUUGUAGCUGAUCUCCAGAAUUUUUGACCAUGCUUUAUCUAUAAAUAUAAAAUUGAAGUUAUUGAGAAUUAACCGUUUAAGUUAAAAUAAUUAGGAAGAGCUUGCCCCAGGUUGACUAAUUUAUAGUUUUUCUUUGUAUUACCAGUUUUUUUCCUCCAGUUUUUCUAUUGAAAAGUAUUCCUGAACCCAUAAAGACUUGUUAAGAUAUCAUUCUAGAAUCCCCACUAUUUAUUAUAGUUGUUAUAGUAACAGUGGAACCCAAGUUUUUUUUUUUUUUUUCAGAGCAUUAUUCAGUUUUUCUUAUGUAGGCAGAAAUGAUUUCAGGGGAAAGGUGAACCCAAAGCCGCAGUUGUGGGCAUGAGGCUCCAAUUUCCUAAAUCAUUUGUGGUUAUAAUGAUGGAUAGAUACCACCUUGUCUGGCACCUGGUCCACAGCUUUCCUGAAGUCUGCUAUAAGAGGGAGUAAAGGGCAGCCUGGGGGCCCCCAACAAGAGCUGGAGGAGGGUCUGGAUGACCUGGAGGGUAGUUCCAAAGCAGUGUUGCCACAGCCCCUCUUCGGCACUGCUGUGAUCAAAUGCUCAUAGGAAAGCCUGAAGAGAGAGCAGAUGUGUAUGUAGGGGAAGAAAGCUGUGUAGUCGAAAAACAGGGUUGUUAUUCUUGAGUUGUACAGAGAACUGCGUUAACAGUAAAGCUUUGUGCCAUUGACAGGGUGUGAAAGAGGCUACCUGUGUUACUCUGAGACUUGUGACCUGCCCUGCCUAUGUCUAGCCAGCCAGAGUGAAUGGGGCCAGGGUUAGCUGCCUUCAUCUAUGCAGUCACAAAGGUAAAGGUGAUACUGGAGAGGAUAUUCCCUCCUGGGAGGCCUUGGCCUCACACCCCAGCAACCUCGGCCAGACUGGCUAAAUAACACCUUUGUCUGAGACAGGGUUAUGCAUGUUCUCCUCUUCUACACCCUCAUGACAAGUCAAGGUGGCUUAAGAUCAAGAAGCAAGGACAUGGAUGUGGACUAUCCCUCCGAGCAGCUCUAAAGUAGGGCCAUGCACAUUGCCUUCCUGUAAGUUCUUGCCCAGAUUCCCUUCACUUCCUUGACGUAGCUAUCUCCAAAUAACUUGUUGUGUUUUGUUUUGCAUGUUAAAGUGGAAGUGCAUGUAAUAAGGAGGCCUACCACAGAUUUUGAUUUGCGGCAGUAAAGACACAUUUUUUGGUCUGUCAGAGAACCUUUUUGAAGAUGCCAUCAUGAGCACCUUUUCCUUUCUCAGUGCACUGUGACCAAUAUUGUUUUUUCCUAAUAGAAAUGUCAGCAGGCAUUUUCUAAGAAAGGAUCCUGGUUUCGCUUCCUGAGGUGGUCAGACAUAAGAGUAGCUGGUGAUGGUCAUUUUUUUAAAGGCUCUUCUGAAUGAUAGAUUAUGUGCUUGUGCUGAGAGAUUACUUGCUUUUUCUUGCUUUCAGUUAUGUUUAAGAAAAUGGUGAAAAUGUUAUUUAUUGGCAGAAGUGAACAAGUCUUUUUUGUGAUCAAGAAAUUAAUCUGUUCGAAUUUUAUUGUAAAUUGGAAGUCAUCUUUAAAAAGAAAAAAGCACUGUUAAAAUUAAAUGAUAACUUUAUUGGC